Messenger RNA from Scatophagus argus, 1881 nucleotides. RefSeq names its product F-box only protein 47-like. Bases 432 to 1766 code for a protein of 444 amino acids. The transcript has 10 exons. Gene Ontology annotation, molecular function: protein binding. The record is from RefSeq and is a predicted model, not a curated record. Lineage: Eukaryota; Metazoa; Chordata; Actinopteri; Scatophagidae.
UUUACUGCCAGUCCUGUCACAGUUGCUGUUUACUUCGCGCCGUCGUCGACUGUGACCUGAAAAGACAGCAAAGUCAGCAGCUAAAUUUUCUGACUUAAAGCUAGCUGACAUUUCUGCUGCGGCCGAUUGACAUUAGCACAAGUAAAUAGUAAUGGUAAGAUGGUGUACUGCUUUAAGGUUAUCUUGUAUACCUACGACUUCCAUUUCUCAGUCUAAAGGCACUAAAUUAAAAUGUUAAAUUUGAAUGCUAAGUUACGACUAAUCGAGCUUGUUGGUCAGGGGUUCACUUUAGCCAGCUAGGCUAGCUUAGUUGCGAUUUAGCAUAUCGUUUCUGUCAACAUAACGGCGGAGUGAAGCAGUCUCAGAGUAGUGACAGCAGUGUCAAAUUUGCCCCAUCUCUUUGAAUAUAAGUCAGUUCAAAGGUAGCGGUAAUGGUGAGGAAAAACUCCAGAAAUGUUGGGAAGUACACAAUGACACGCAAGUCCAAGCAGUACAAAAGGACUCCCGGUCGGCCCCUUGCGGCCAGAACCAUCGUGACCCGCAAUCAGCGUCACAUCAGCGGCAGCUUCUUCUACAGGCUCCCGUCGGAGGUGUUCGACAUGAUCCUGGAUAAGAUGACUGUGCUGGAGAUCAGUGUGCUCAGCAUGGUCUCCAAGGACUUCACUAGACACGUUGUGAACUACAUCUCCACGCUGGUCUGGAAGAAUAAAAUGAUCGCUGAUAGCUUUCACUGCUGCACCUGCCUUGAACAGAGAUCCACUAUUGGACGCUACAGAGAUCUGGGUCUGUUGUUCAAGAGAUGCACCCUGUUGCUACCAACAAAGGACAGGUUAAAGUUUAUCUUUAGCAAGUUUUCAGAGAUUCCCUGCUUCAUGUUAGAGCAAUGUUUAUUACCAGACUGUAUUGCUUUCUCCAGCUAUGGAGUCUUCCUCAAGACACUGAUCGCAGGGUGGGAUGAGCUGGAGUGCCAAAGAGUGUUCAGCUUCCUGUGUGACAUCACAAAUCUGCCUCAGAAAGUCGAGGCAGUCAUCACCGGAAAACCAGGGGUAAGGUGGUACCAGGAGCUGCAGGUCCGCCUGUUCUGCCGUAAGGUUCUGUUGGACCCGUGGCUAAACCAGCCAGAAUGCCAGUUCUGGCUAACACUACUCCUGAAGCCUUGGCCCAUGGUCAGCCAGGCACACUUAAUGUUCAUCCUCUACGGACCUCUGCUUCCUGGGGGCACCCUCGGUUGGCAGGAUCUGGUGGAGAGGGAGCUGCCUCACAGCACGCUGUGGGACCUGGCAAGGGCCAUCCUUAUGCUUUUCAGCAAACUAGAAGUCAAAGACCGGGCCAGCCAUUCAAUGCUGACAAUCUUGGAGGAGCUCAUUGUCAUUCCCCAGCCAUGGCAUGUGGAGAAUGUGGCUCGUCUUUUGGUGCUGUGUGGCAGCAGUCUCUGUUACACCUUUCUAGCCAGCAAGGCAGUCAACGGGCGGCUUAACGAGAUCUCCAGGCUCAUUGUGUACAUCAUACUGGUGUGUGAGAAGGAUGGUUAUCACAUGACCUGGGCGGUGAAGUUGGUGCAGCAGAUCUGCAAGUCGUUCAGCACGGCUCCUGAAAAGUUCCGCUUCGUUCAGCAACUGGAGAACAUGUUCUCCGAGGUCAUCAGGGAGAUUUUUGAGUUUUCUGUUGCAGGAAACCAUCUUGAAGAGACUUUCCAGACCCUGUGUGUCCUCCUGUCCUCCAGCGCCCGCUUCCAUGCUAAGUUCCUCCACAUGUUCCUCAAAUAGGAAUGACAGGAUGUGGAGGAGAGGAGGAGGUGCUGGGGAGAAACAAACAGCAAUAAUGAAGGAGAGUAACUAAAGAUACGAUGGAUCUUUGCAUCAGUGCUAAGAUGAAACAGGA